UAUCUCCAACCAUCUUCGAGGAGUUCCAUAAAUUUAGGGUUCCUCAUAUUUUCUGAUCAUUCCAAGUGAUUUUUUCGAUAGACCCGUUUCUGUAUUUAAGCUCUUGCUGGAUUAAUGUUUAUAUAAACAGUGAAUUGCUUUUAAUCUUCCGAAUUCAGUUCAUCUCCUCGCAGACUUCAAAAUUUAAAUUAUUGGUGUUGCAGUUCCUGAAAAUUUAGCCACUUUGAUAAGCCACCCGAAUUCAGGUUCGUUUUCAUGUCUGUAGCUUUUGUUUCUCGCUUGCGUCAAUUUUUUCUCUUUUCUGAAUCAUGAUCUCGUUGGUGGAAUAUCUUAAAAGUCGCACAAUAAAUAAAUGCUUUGGUUCUUUCAGGUUUUUAUUGGGUGUUUAUACAUAUCUCUAUAGAUCAACCAAUAACAUUUCUUCGACAUUGUGUAAACCGUGUUGGUAAUUAUCUCGGGUUUAGGCAAAAUUUCGAAUUUUAGCCUUUUUCCAAUCAGCUUUUAAGGCUGAUUCAUGAACACAAUGAUUGCUUUUUAAUUAAUGAAAAUAACAUUGAUCGAUUGUAGUUAAAAGUUAAUUCAUUUGGCUUCAAAUCUGGACCCCAAUUAUGUGCUCUGUCACGGAAUAUAUUGUGUAAUUGUUGUUCAGGAUUAUUGAGACCCUCCCUUGAAGUUUAUCUUCAUUGGAGUGGUCAAAGUUUGGAAAUCAACAUCAAAUAACUGGAUUGAAGAUGAGAAGAGCUUUUGGGCCGAUUCGAUCGGCUUUUAGAUAUCAUGGAGAUAGAAUGCCAAAUGGGGUAGCAAAAAGAUGGUCGUUAUUGAAUAUAAAUAAUGCAACUUUUGAGAAAUCAUCUUACAAAGCAUCUAUAUGCAAGUAUGGCCACCCGUGCUAUAUGUUUUCUAGAACUAUGUCUUCUGAUGCUGCUCAACUGAACUACAAAGUAGAGAGAGCAGGGCCUCUUGUGGAGUAUGAGCGAAGAAUUGGAGCUGGUGACCUUGAAGAUGGAGAUAAUUCCCAGAUAGGCACCUUAAGAGAAAUUCAAAGACUCUAUGAUGAGCUUGUUGAGUCAGCUGAUGCCUGUCGUUUGGAUCGUUAUUCUGAUUCUGGGAAAAGUGGGAGGAGAAGGUGGUUAUGGUCGCGUCUCAUGCCUCAAUCUUCAGUCUCACCAGUGAAAGGACUCUAUCUGUAUGGAGGAGUCGGCACCGGGAAAACCAUGUUGAUGGAUUUAUUUUAUGAUCAAUUGCCUUGCGAUUGGAGGAAAAAGAGGAUCCAUUUUCAUGACUUCAUGUUGAAUGUCCACACUCGCUUGCAGAGGCACAAAGGUGUGUCCGAUCCCCUUGAAGUUGUUGCAAGUGAGAUAUCGGAUGAAUCCAUUUUAUUAUGCUUAGAUGAGUUCAUGGUUAAUGAUGUAGCUGAUGCCUUAAUACUAAACCGCUUAUUUGGCCAUCUCUUUAGUAAUGGUGCUAUACUUGUUGCUACAUCAAAUCGUGCUCCAGACAACCUUUAUGAACGUGGACUGCAAAGAGAUCUUUUUCUACCGUUCAUUGCCGCACUGAAGGAAAGAUGUGCAAUACAUGAAAUUGGUUCAUCCAUAGAUUAUAGGAAAAGGACCUCGGCUGAAGAAGGUUUCUACUUCAUUAAGAAUGAUUCGUCUGAUUUCCUUAUGCAAAAGUUUAAAGAUUUGGUUGGGGAACAUACGCCUCGUCCCCAGGAGGUGGAAGUUGUUAUGGGUAGAAAACUACAGGUACCGUUGGGUGCGAAUGGAUGUGCAUAUUUUCCUUUUGAGGAACUCUGUGACAAACCUCUUGGUGCUGCCGACUAUUUUGGAUUAUGCAAGAACUUUCAUACAUUGGCUCUGGAUGGUGUGCCGGUAUUUGGUCUCCACAACAGAACAGCAGCCUAUCGGUUUGUUACUCUAGUUGAUGUGAUGUACGAGAAUAAGGCCAGGUUGAUGUGUACAGCUGAGGGGACUUCUUUUGAACUUUUUGAAAGGAUUGUGACAAUCUCUGAUGCUCAAAGUAGGGCGCCUAGAACUUCUUCAAGGUCAAGAAAGAAUGACGAUUAUGACCUUUGUGUUGACAAUGAGCUUGGGUUUGCAAAAGAUCGCACUAUUAGCAGGUUGACGGAGAUGAACAGCAGCGAGUAUCUUGAGCAACACGCGGAAAUGACAGUAGAGAAGCAACAACGUCAAACUCAAAGGGUUGAAGAUGACCACGAUCAUGUGGUACAAGCGUAGACACGGGUUUCACUUGUGAGGUUUCGUUCCGUUAACAAUAUUUCUUUAUUUUCAUUUUAUACAUCUUUUUCAUAAAGUAUGAAAAAGGGCCAAGCCUAAUUUAUACAUAACCUUCACAUUGAGUUCACAAAAGGGGGAGAUGAAUGCAUCCAUAUGUAAUAAUAUUGCAACUUUGUGAUCUUGAAAUAACAAAACCCUUUUCUUCUUGUUGCU
This is a messenger RNA of Cynara cardunculus var. scolymus (artichoke), 2450 nucleotides long. RefSeq names its product AFG1-like ATPase. Gene Ontology annotation, cellular component: mitochondrion; cytoplasm; chloroplast. The transcript has 14 exons. NCBI's taxonomy places the organism in Eukaryota, Viridiplantae, Streptophyta, Magnoliopsida, Asterales, Asteraceae. Bases 732 to 2237 code for a protein of 501 amino acids. The record is from RefSeq and is a predicted model, not a curated record. Gene Ontology annotation, molecular function: ATP hydrolysis activity; ATP binding.